This is a messenger RNA of Neoarius graeffei (lesser salmon catfish), 2871 nucleotides long. It is a transcript of the gene cdk5rap1, whose product is annotated as CDK5 regulatory subunit associated protein 1. Lineage: Eukaryota; Metazoa; Chordata; Actinopteri; Siluriformes; Ariidae. Gene Ontology annotation, biological process: tRNA modification; negative regulation of cyclin-dependent protein serine/threonine kinase activity. Gene Ontology annotation, molecular function: 4 iron, 4 sulfur cluster binding; tRNA-2-methylthio-N(6)-dimethylallyladenosine(37) synthase activity. The record is from RefSeq and is a predicted model, not a curated record. Gene Ontology annotation, cellular component: cytosol; mitochondrion. Bases 1221 to 2645 code for a protein of 474 amino acids. The transcript is spliced from 13 exons.
UGAUUAGGGGUCGCCACCGCAGAUCUUUCGUCUCCAUUGCUCUCUAUCUUUCGCAUCCUUCUCUCCCACACCUGCCACUUUCAUGUCCUCUCUCACCACAUCCAUGUAUCUCCUCUUCGGCCUUCCUCGUUUUCGUGUGCCUGGCAGCUCCAUCCUCAACAUUCUCCUUCCAACACAUCUCUUCUCAGGAUGUGCCCGUACCAUCUCAGUCUCAUCUCUCUUAGCUUCAUUCCCAAGCUCUCCACAUGUGCUGUCCCUCUGAUGUGCUCGUUCCUUAUCCUGUCCAACCUCCCAUCGCAAACCUUAACAUCCUCAACUCCGCCACCUCCGACUUUGCCUCCUGUCUCUUCGUUAAGCGUACGGUCUCCAAUCCGUACAUCACAGCUGCUCUCACUACUGUCUUAUACAUCUUACCUUUCACUUUUGCUGGGACUUUCCUAUCACAAAUGACUCCCGAAAUCCUUCUCCAACUGCUCCACCCUGCCUGCGCUCUCUUUCUCACCUCACUAUCGCAGCCCCCAUUUUCCUGCACGGUUGACCCCAGGUACUUGAAUUCACCAACAUUCUUUACGUCCGCUCCUUGCAUCUUCACUACACUCUCAUCCCCAUUCUCACUGACGCACAUGUAUUCUGUUCUGCUAAAUCAAGAGAGACUGUAAUUUUUAAAAUUUUCUUUUGAGUGGGAUUCCAUUAUGAACACGUCAAUUUUUUUUUGUCUUCCAUCACAAACUGAAGCGACUUCUUUCUUGCUUACACCCUGAUUGAUUAAUACUGAUAAUAUAUAAAAUUACACACUCUCACCAGCCAUUUUAUUAGGAGCACCCAUCCACCUGCUCUUUGAUGCAGUUCUCUAAUCAGCCGAUCCCUUGACAGCAGCACAAUCAUGCGAAUACAAAUCAAGAGCUUCAGUUAAUGUUCACUUCAGACAUCAGAAUGGGAAAAAUUGUGAUCUCAAAGUGUGAUUUUAUUGUUGCCAGAUGGACUGGUUUGAGUAUUUCAGAAACUGCUGGGGUUUUCACAUGCAACAGUCUGUAGAAGUUAUGCAGAAUGGUGCGAAAAACACUGAGUGAGCGACAGUUCUGUGGGUGGAAACAAACGCCUUGUUGAUAAGAGAGGUCAGAGGAAAAUGGACAGGUUGGAUCGAGCUGCCAGGAAGGAUAUAGUAACUCCAUAUCAUCACUCUUUGCAACCGUGUGUAUUUUGAAACGUACGGCUGUCAAAUGAACGUGAAUGACACAGAAAUCGCGUGGUCCAUUCUACAGAAAGGAGGCUACCAGAGGACAGCUGAGCUUUCAGAGGCGGACGUGGUGCUGCUCGUCACCUGCUCCAUAAGGGAAAAAGCAGAGCAGACCAUCUGGAACAGACUCAAACAGCUUGGAGUCCUCAAAAAGAAACGGCCUAAGGCUGAUGUCCCUCUGAAAAUAGGAGUAUUGGGCUGCAUGGCAGAACGACUGAAGACCGAGUUGUUAGAAAGAGAGAAGGCGGUGGACGUCAUAGCAGGACCCGACGCUUACAGAGACCUCCCGCGACUCCUGUCUCUUGCUCAUGGAGGACAGAGAGCCAGCAACGUCCUGCUUUCUCUGGAGGAGACCUACGCUGAUGUCAUGCCAGUCCAUCAUGCAGGACACAGCGCUUUUGUGUCCAUUAUGCGUGGCUGUGACAACAUGUGCAGCUACUGCAUCGUGCCCUUCACGCGUGGAAGAGAGCGGAGCAGACCCGUGUCCUCCAUACUGGAAGAAGUGCGCAGGCUGUCUGACCAGGGUGUGAAGGAGGUGACUCUGUUAGGGCAGAACGUGAACAGCUACAGGGACGUGUCGGAGACGCAGAUCAGCAGCUCAGGGGUGGAUUCAGGUCUCAGUCGGGGUUUCAGCACGGUGUAUCGAAAGAAGCAAGGAGGCCUACGUUUCGCUGACCUUCUGGACCGAGUCUCUCUGAUCGAUCCUGAUAUGAGGAUACGCUUCACCUCUCCACAUCCAAAAGACUUUCCAGAUGAGGUAUUACAGUUGAUCCAGGAGAGGAAUAAUAUCUGUAAGCAGAUCCACCUUCCAGCUCAGAGUGGCAGCAGUCGGGUUUUGCAAUCUAUGAGACGCGGCUAUACCCGGGAGGCGUACCUCAAGUUAGUGGAGAACAUUCGAAAGAUAAUCCCAGGGGUCAGUCUGAGCAGCGACUUCAUCACCGGUUUCUGUGGCGAGACGGAGGAGGACCACCAGCAGACCCUGUCUCUGCUCAGGGAGGUGGGCUACAAUAUAGGCUUCCUGUUUGCAUACAGCAUGAGGAAGAAAACACACGCAUACCACCGUCUCCAAGACGACAUCCCCGCCGAGGUGAAGCAGCGGCGUCUGGAGGAGCUCAUAUCCGUGUUCCGAGAGGAAGCCGCGAAACUGAACGCAGCUCUCAUCGGGAGCACGCAGCUCGUCCUAGUGGAGGGAGAGAGUAAACGAUCAUCUGAAGAUCUUUGCGGUCGGAACGAUGGCAACGUCAAAGUGACUUUCCCCAGAAAGGAUUUGCCCUCUGACCCUCCAGGCACUAAUACUGCCCCUGUACAAGUGGGAGACUAUGUACUGGUCAAGAUUACUUCGGCGAACUCCCAGAGCCUUCGAGGCCACGCCUUCAGCCACACCUCCCUUACUGAAUACAGGAAAUGAACUUGUGAGCAGUAUCAUAAUGAACAAGCUGUUGUAUAUUAAUAAGAGCUUUUCAAAUUAGAUUUUAUGACCCCCAUGUGGGUCAUUUGAUUUGAUUUUGAUUUGAUUUUACAAAUGGGGUUGUGAGAAAUUCUCUCUCUCUCUCUCUCUCUCUCUCUCUCUCUCUCGUUUUUGUUAAUUUAUUUGAGAAAUUAUUAUUAAAAAAUAUUGCUGUAACUGAAGACGU